GACCAAUGAGGCGUCUCCAAGGUGAUGUCAUGGACGCAGCACUGACGCUGUUGCUGAUGCUGUUGCCCGGCACCUGCAUCCACAUAGGCAGUCGGGGGGCAAGCCAAGUCAGCGGUCCACCAGCAGCAGAGACAACAGGGACAGAGGGGGGAGCGAACAGGAUCCUCAGCAUCCCCAGAGAGAAACACUCGCAGCGAGAAGAUGACUCUGGCAGCCUAUAAAGAGAAGGUCAAAGAGCUCCCCCUGGUGUCUCUGUUCUGCGCCUGUUUCAACCCUCAGACGGCAGAAAAGGCCACGUACAAAGCAGAAGAUGCGGUGGACCUGGGUUGGUGUGCCAUUAAAGAUGUAGAGGUGAUCGAGCUCAACAAGAGGACAUCGGGUCAGGCCUUUGAGGUCAUCCUCAAGCCCCCGUCCUUCGACGCCCUGCCGGAACUCAACACCUCCAUGCCGCAGCGCCGUGACCCCUCUCUGGAGGAGAUCCAAAAGAAGCUGGAGGCCGCUGAGGAGAGGCGAAAGUGCCAGGAAGCUGAGCUGCUGAAGCAUUUGGCCGAGAAAAGGGAACAUGAGCGCGAGGUGAUCCAGAAGGCCUACGCUGAAAACAACAACUUCAUCAAGAAUGCCAAAGAGAAGCUGGAGCAGAAGAUGGAGGCCAACAAGGAGAACAGGGAGGCCCUUCUGGCCGCCAUGCUGGAGAGGCUGCAGGAGAAGGAUAAACACGCAGAGGAGGUGAGGAAGAACAAGGAGAUGAAGGAGGAGGCCUGUCGGUAGAUCAGAGGAGGUGAGGGAGCUGAAAGAGAGAAACCAAGACUGGAGGGUCUUCAUUCUUUCUCUCUUUUUUGGAGUCUGGUUUAAAAAAAUAAAAAAUGUAUCAAAACAGUGCAAAAAAAAAUGUGGAAGAAAUACUUGACAGCAACAUCAAAUAAUUUGAAAAAGCAGAUUUUAUAUUUGAUGUGAGGUUGGAAUUCCGAAGGAGAAGUUUGUCCUGCUCUCCAUGUGAACUUUUUUUCUUUUCUAUGAAGACAUUCGGUGGGGAAAUGUGACGGAACCAACAAAACUUGCAGCACUUCACCACUAUGAUGGUUUAGAUCAGUCAAACAGCAGGACGUUCUAACAAUAGAUAGUUUAUUAAAAGACACCCAAACCAUCCUGAAAAACGUCAAUCUAAAGCUACGUUCUCACCGGGACCAUAAAGUUGCAUUUAGCACCUUGUUAAACACGCAUUUCACUCUGUACAAGCAAGGACGGGAUUUCUUCUUCUAUUCCUUUUACUGCUGUUUGCUAGUGCAUGUCCGCCACCUACAGGUUUGGUGCGAAAUGUCAAAGUGGUGCAAAUCUCCCAAGUCUUGCUCCAGGCUUUGUCUUUUGUAGCUCUAUUCCAAAUAUCAAAGAUUUGGUGUCAUAUAAUUCUGUCCGGAAUCAUCACCUCCAUGACUAUAGAGGGACGUCAUCCAUUUGUAACGACCAAAUUGAGUCCCUGAUUGGUCAAAUUCAACCUGGUUUGUAAAAACAGCCAAAAAAGAUUGUAGAAACUUGUGUAGCUGUGUGUAAAUGCAAAAGCUUCGAACAUGGAAGCCAGAAACACGAGUUUACAUAGACUUUUCACUUUAAGUGGCUGCUCCAAGGUUGUGUGAACGUAGCUUUGCGGUUCUAAUUAAGGCCAAGACUCCAACCACAAUUUAAAGCCAGCUUUUUUUUUUUAGCGCUCAUAUUUCUUCACAACUCCUCCACUUUUAGAAUCUUUGUAAAUAAUAAAAUAUCACAACAUGCAGAAUUAUGUUUUUUUGUUUUACUUUUUUUUUUUUUUGGUUUAUAGACAAAAUAAAUAUUGUUCUUUUGCUAUUUCCGUCAUUUUCAUGCUCUGUGUGAACCUGUAGUCGUGCUGUAGUAGAUCUGUGACAUGCAUUUGGAUUUUUCGGAUUUUUGCACUGUUUGCACUCUGUUUCUGUUUCAUGAAGCACAACUCAAAAGCACAUGUGCAUCCAAGAGUCAGCAUAAACAGCGAAAAAACAAAUAAACAAACAGUAAGAGCAUGGAGAGGAGAGAGAAUGCAGAACCUGGAAAGAGUCUCAGUAGGUCAGACUGUGAAAGCAGAUUUUCUCUCUGAGGGAUGUGCAGAAAGAUGAAAUGUGCCCGAGUUGAUACUGACUUCAUAUUGAAUUAACCAUCGGAUCAAUGCACUGUAAGAGUUGGGUAAAGCUGGAACGGGGGGUUUGUACUCGCUGUAAAGUGUGUUGCUGUAUCUUAAAGGUUUGAUUGUAUUUGUUUGGCAUGAUCAGUAAAAAAAAUCUUAAUUCA
Messenger RNA from Oryzias melastigma (Indian medaka), 2295 nucleotides. It is a transcript of the gene stmn4, whose product is annotated as stathmin-like 4. The record is from RefSeq and is a predicted model, not a curated record. Gene Ontology annotation, biological process: neuron projection development; regulation of microtubule polymerization or depolymerization; microtubule depolymerization. Gene Ontology annotation, molecular function: tubulin binding. Gene Ontology annotation, cellular component: cytoplasm; neuron projection. Lineage: Eukaryota; Metazoa; Chordata; Actinopteri; Beloniformes; Adrianichthyidae. The coding region runs from base 202 to 768 and encodes 188 amino acids. The transcript has 6 exons.